Molecule: messenger RNA, 2148 nt
Organism: Coniophora puteana RWD-64-598 SS2
Lineage: Eukaryota; Fungi; Basidiomycota; Agaricomycetes; Boletales; Coniophoraceae
Product: WD40 repeat-like protein
Exons: 9
Coding region: 1-2148 (715 amino acids)
Molecular function (GO): protein binding
Source: RefSeq, a predicted model, not a curated record
AUGGAAACCACAUUCCCAGCACCAUUCAAGACCGAUUCUGCCAGCCUGGUCACGGCCCUGGCGUACUCUCCCGACGGAAAGUCUCUGGCUACUGCUUACAGCGAUAAAGCGAUCCGUAUAUGGGAGACGGGAACGGGCCACCAAAUUGGGGAUGCGUUGUAUGGGCAUAGUAUGGCGGUCAGCACCAUCGCGUAUGCGCCGAAUGGACGCCGUCUUGUCAGCGGGUCCUCAGAUUCGGCGCUUCGGGUAUGGGACACAAGCACGUAUAGACGCGUAGUGGGCCCUGCCAGAGCGCACGUCUGCUCCAUCUUAGCUGCUCAAUGCUCGCCUGACGAAACACUCAUCGCGAGCGGGGACAGGAACGGCUAUCUCAAGUUCUGGAAUGCGCGUACGGGAGCAUGUGUAGCGACCAUCAAGUACCAGCCUCCCUCUGCAGAUUCUCGGCGAAGCCGCAGAGCUAUCAACUCGCUCUCGUUCUCACCCAGCGGGAAGCAGAUCGUGACCGCGUCAGAUGAUUGUCACAUUCGCAUUUACGACGUUCACCGUCACAAGCUCGCGCUCGAGCCCAUCGCCGGACACAAAGCCCGAGUCAAAAGCGUGGAGUAUUCCCCAAGCGGCACGGUCAUUGCCAGCGCUUCGGACGACCACACCAUCUGCCUAUGGAACGCCUCGACAGGAGAGCUUAUUAGACCUCCGCUCAGAAGCCACGAAGGCUGGGUCACCGACCUGUCUUUCUCUUCGGACGGGGUUCAUCUUGUCAGCGGCUCAGCAGACAGGUAUGUCCGUAUAUGGGACGUCGCUGAGGGCAAAUGCGUCUUGGGACCGCUGAUUGGGCACAGGAAGGCUGUCGUCGCAGUCGCUUGUUCUCCUGAUGGGGAGCACUUUGCUUCUUGCGAUCAGGAAACGGUGCGAAUCUGGAGUAUAUGUACGGGCGAGGCAGUACUUCCCCUAGUCACUGCUGACGAGCAUAAUGUGCUGGUUGCGGAAAGAACGAGGGCGGACCACUUUGCGCGCGCAGUAGCCUGGUUUCCAGAUGGCCUGCGCUUCGCAAGCGGUGGACAUGAUCGCGUCGUCCGGCUUUGGAACGCACAGAGCGGAGAAGAAUCCUCCCCUCCUCUCGUAUCUCACUUGAGCAGUGUCACAGCCAUAGACAUAUCUAGCGACGGUGCAUUUCUUGCCAGCGGUUCCGACGACUUCACAGUAUGCAUUUGGGACCUCAAACAUGGAGAACUUGUCACGAAACCCCUUCGUGGCCACUUUGGCAACGUUUUUGCUGUCAAGUUUAUCCCUGGCGGCACGCACCUCGCUAGCGGAGGAAUAGACAAGAUGAUUCGUAUUUGGGAUACACAGACAGGAACCACUGUCGAUACCAUCGAAAUAGAGACCAAGGCCUGUGUUAACGCUCUCAGCGUCUCUUCGGAUGGAUCCCGAUUAGCAAGUGGACACUCAGAUACAUCGAACAGGGUCCAAGUAUGGGAUCUCCGCUCGAACACACCAGUUGCGGAGCCUUUCGAUCACAGUGACGAGGUUCUAUCAGUUGCUCUGUCUCCCGAUGGUUCCCUGGUACUGAGCGGCACAGCAGACACUGUACGGUUAUGGGAUAUAUCUCGGCGGGAGCAGCUCUUCAGCUUCAAACACGGAGAUUCUGUCCGAUGCGUGCACUUCUCAACGGAUAGUGCCAAAUUUCUCAGUGCUUCGUACGACAUGACAGUCCGCGUCUGGGACACUGGCUCUAGGAGCCUGAUUCAUUCUCUACAACACUCCACAGCCGUUAGGGCAUCAGCAUUCUCCCCUGACGGACUGAGGGUUUUGAGCGGAUGCGAUGAGACCAGGCUCACGCUGUGGGACACCAUUUCUGGACAGAAGCUUCUGCCGAAGGGCACUGGCAAAGAUAAAGCACCCACUUCGACGCGUCAAUCAAAUAUUCACGCGGUGCCAGAGUCUGUCGAAAGUCUACUGAACAUAACAGCAGCACCUCGGCGACGUCUUGAAGUUCAUGCACAAGAACAGAACGACGUUAACAACGAAAGCGAAGUCACACAAAGGAAGGGUUCGAGCAUACUUGCACGAAUACUCAAGCGUAUUCAAACCCAAAGUUGUAUCACCAGCUUGGGCGACAAUACGAAAUGGCGUGCCUGGCCCCCUUAA